Molecule: messenger RNA, 3513 nt
Organism: Lasiodiplodia theobromae
Lineage: Eukaryota; Fungi; Ascomycota; Dothideomycetes; Botryosphaeriales; Botryosphaeriaceae
Product: Succinate-semialdehyde dehydrogenase
Exons: 8
Coding region: 1-3513 (1170 amino acids)
Biological process (GO): GABA catabolic process; regulation of DNA-templated transcription
Molecular function (GO): succinate-semialdehyde dehydrogenase (NAD+) activity; zinc ion binding; DNA-binding transcription factor activity, RNA polymerase II-specific
Source: RefSeq, a predicted model, not a curated record
AUGCCCAAGCCGCCGCGGACUCGAUCACUCGAUGGUUGCGCCACCUGUCGUACGCGGAGGGUGAAAUGCGACGAAACUAGGCCCAUCUGCACCAGCUGCCAGCGUCUGGGCCUGACAUGCCGGGGCUACGAGUCUCGCCUCACCUUUGUGCAGGUUGGCCGGCCAUGGGCGGCUGAUGACGUCGAAGAUGGCCGCUAUCGUCGGCCCUUGUUUACGGAAAAGGAGCGCUUGGCCAUGAGUGAUGAGCUUCGCACGAGCAUGCGUAGAAGACGAGCCGACCGUGUAAUAGCGAAUCUGGAUGACCAAUCCCAACAGCUCGAAUUGUCAGAGGGAAACGAUGGCCUUGCGCACGGCCCGUUUGCCGUCUUCAAGUGCGCCCGCCCCGCAUCUCCUGUCGUGCCUCCGACGGCCAAUGAGGAGGAUCAAGCUUUCUCAGGCCUUCUGCCGGACCUUGACCUUAUUCCAGACGUAGUCGACUUUAACGAUGAGCAAUUCGUCGCCGCUCUCUCAGCUAUCGAUCAGGUAUUUGACGCUCAAGAACAGCCCUACGCGGAUGAAGCCCAGCAAUGUGACCAGGGUCUCCCUUUGUCUGGGAACCCAACGGACCUUUUCCUAACUCCGUACCUGAACCCAUAUCCAGACUCGAUGGCUCAUCGAGAUGCAAGUCUGCUCCUGAACAACUACAAAGACCACGUUAUCCGCCUCUUCUCUCCCUUGAAGUAUCACCGAAAGACGCCAUGGAAUAUUCUUCAGUUGCCGUGCGCCAUGACAACUCUUGCAGAAAUCACCAUGGGCUACAAAGCAAGCUAUGCACGAGCCUCCGUAUUUAACGGCGUCAUGGCCAUCAGUGCUUUCAACCUGAGCGCCUCGUCGACUAGCACGGCAAAGACUUAUUGGAACGGUGUUGCCAAUAGUUACAGGCUACAGGCGCACGAAAGCCUGAAAGCCUCGUUGGAGCAUGAGAUGUCAGUGCAAAAGAAGGCAAAGUAUAAAGAAAUGCUCAUGGCCAUCCUCUGCAUGGUUACUAUCUCCGCCUUCAGCGGUGCUACCGAAAACACAAGAGCCUACCUCCUCGAUGCAGAGCGCCUAAUCCGCCUACGCGGCCUCACCAAGCCCCGGAUAUCGCGCAAAGCUCGACUCCUGCACCACCACUACGCCUACAUCAGGCUCAUGCACGAGACGACCUCACCAAGCUGCAAGAACGCCGCACCCUUCCGCAUCACCGACUGGGCGUCGGACGAAACCAACGACGACGACGGCGACCUCGAGCACCCCUGGAAGCGCGAAAAGAGCUUCGACAUCGGCGUCCACGACCUGCACCUCGAGAUCGCCGGCGACUUCACCAAGCACACGCUCUACCCGGACGUCUACGGCAUCCCGGAGUCACUGAUGCUGCUAAUCUCGCAGACGACCCGCCUAGGCAACGAGCGCGAGGCCAUGAUGUCUGCACCCAAUUCCCCCACCUCUCCCUCCCCAGCCCAAUUCUUCCGCCGCGCCAGAGCCCUCGAGCGCGCCAUCUGCCAAUGGGAUGAUGACGAGCCGUCGUCGCCCUUGCACUCCUCCAAUUCCUCCUCCUCCUCCUCCUCCUCUUCUUCCUCCUCCUCGUCUUCCGACUCCUACUACCCCCCGGGCACCGACACCGAUGCCCACCCCGCCGCCGUCGCCGCCAACCGCCGCGCGCUCGCGCACCUCGUCCGCGCCAUGCGCGCUGCGCUAGUCGUGUAUUUCUACCGGCGCGUGCACGACGUCGCCAGCACCGCCAUCCUGCAGCCCAGCGUGGCCCGCACCAUUGAGCACCUCGAGCGCAUCCAGGACGAAGACGACGCCAUGGCGGCAACUGCACCCGCCGAGUACGACGGCUACACGACCGGUAUCGUUUGGCCCGGCUUCGUCGCGGCGUGCGAGGCUGAGGGCGAGGGGUUGAGGGGCAGGUUUGAGAGGUGGUUUGAGGUGCAGGAGAGGAAGAGUGGGGUGCCGUUGUUUGGGAAGGCGGCGGGGGUGGUGAGGAUGGUGUGGGGGAGGAGGGAUGGGGUUGGGAAGAAGAAUGGGGGUGUAGGAUGUAAGACGUACAUCGACGGCGAAUGGGUGGAUUCCGUCUCAGGGAAGACAUUCGCGGUCCAUGACCCCGCGAGCGGCCAGCUCAUCGGAAAGUGCCCGGAAUGCGUUCCUGCAGACGCCCAGCUCGCCAUCGAAGCGGCGGCCAAAGCAUUUCCAAAAUGGCGAGUACGGACAGGGCGGGAGCGCUCGAGGCUGAUCCGCAAGUGGCACGACUUGAUCCUGGAGAACAAACAGGACAUCACCACUCUAAUCACUUGGGAGAAUGGCAAAGCGAAGCCUGAUGCUUCGGGUGAAGUCUUAUUUGCUGCAAGCUACAUCGAGUGGUUUUCCGAAGAGGCGGCCAGGAUUUACGGCGACGUCGUUCCGCACAGCGUGGCUGGCACUCGCGCGUCCGUGAUUAGGGAGCCGGUGGGCGUUUGCGGGAUGAUAACACCGUGGAACUUUCCGGCAGGGAUGCUGGCCAGGAAGGCCGCCGCUGCGUUCGCUGCCGGAUGCACCUGCGUCGUCAAAACUGCCGGCGAGACGCCUUUCACCGCGAAUGCUCUGGCGGUGCUCGCAGAGCGCGCAGGCAUUCCAAAGGGCGUUCUGAAUAUUGUCACCGCGCUUGACAAUACCCCCGAAAUCGGCCUUGCGCUAUGCGAAUCCCCGGAAGUCCAGAAGAUCUCAUUCACUGGCUCCACCAGGGUUGGGAAACUGCUGAUGAGGCAGUGCAGCUCGAGCUUGAAGAAGCUCAGCCUUGAGCUCGGUGGAAAUGCACCAUUCAUUGUGUUCAACGACGCUGAUCUGGACACAGCCGUGUCCGGUCUGAUUGCGAGCAAAUUCAAGUGCACUGGCCAGACCUGCGUGUGUGCGAACAGAAUAUUCGUCCAAUCUGGGAUCCACGAUGCCUUUGUUGACAGGCUUCGGGAGGUCGUAGGGAGGUUCCGUGUUGGAUCUGGAUUCGACGACAUCGUCACUCACGGACCGCUCAUUCACGCGAAUGCCAUCUCCAAGGUGGUUGAACACGUCGAAGAUGCCAAGGCGAAAGGCGCUAAGAUCGAACUGGGUGGAAACCGGGUUACAGCUUUAGGCCCUAACUUCUUUGAGCCGACCAUCAUUACAGGCAUGACGAAAGACAUGAAGAUCGCACGCGAGGAAACUUUCGGCCCGGUGGCAGCUAUCUUCAAAUUUCAGACUGAGGAAGAAGUCGUCAAGUCCGCAAACGAGGUCGAAGUCGGGCUGGCUGCUUACGUCUUCACUCGGGAUCUCCAAACCUCACAGCGCAUGAGCGAGUUGCUGCAUGUUGGCAUGGUGGGAUUAAAUACUGGUUCAGUUUCUGAUCCUCCCUCACCAUUUGGCGGCGUCAAGCACUCGGGCUUUGGCCGAGAGGGCAGCAAGUACGGUCUUGAUGAAUACACAACGCUCAAGACUGUUGUCACUGGAGGUAUCAACACUGUUUACCACUCCAAGCUUUGA